This is a messenger RNA of Morus notabilis, 2211 nucleotides long. RefSeq lists its product as uncharacterized. NCBI's taxonomy places the organism in Eukaryota, Viridiplantae, Streptophyta, Magnoliopsida, Rosales, Moraceae. The transcript is spliced from 9 exons. The record is from RefSeq and is a predicted model, not a curated record. The coding region runs from base 1 to 1863 and encodes 620 amino acids.
AUGUGGAAGAUUGAUUUCAUUCUUCCGUCUCCUUUUCGAUAUGCUCUGCCUUGUGGCUUGAAGAUUUCUUUUGAGAACUCGGUUUUAGCAUUCGGCUCAGUCCCUCUGAAGACCUAUCUUCCCGAUGGGGAUAUUGAUAUUACUGCUUUCAGCCAUCAACAUUUGGUAGAGGAUUUUGCAGGAGAAGUGUGCAGCAUACUGGAACGUGAAGGAGACUCCGAGUUCCAAGUUAAAGAUGUUCAAUACAUCAACGCGCAGGUCAAGAUUGUGAAAUGCACUGUGAAGAAUAUACCAGUAGAUAUCUCCUUCAAUCAAAUGGCUGGUCUCUGCACUCUGUGUUUUAUGGAGCAGGUUGAUGAACUUAUUGGAAAGGAUCAUCUGUUCAAACGCAGUAUUCUGUUGAUCAAAGCAUGGUGUUAUUAUGAAAGCCGAAUUCUUGGUGCACAUCAUGGCUUGAUUUCAACAUAUGCACUAGAAACGUUGGUCUUGUAUAUUGUCAAUCUAUUUCAUGAAUCACUACGUGGACCUUUAGAUGUGUUCUAUAAAUUUUUGGAGUACUAUAGCACAUUUGAUUGGAGCAAUUACUGCAUCACUAUAAAUGGUCCAGUCGCUCUAUCUUCCUUUGCUGAAGUCACUGCAGAGGGAAUAGAAGCUGGUGGGGAUGGAUUACUUCUGAGUAUGGCAUUUUUGAGAAACUGCAGAGAUUUGUUUUCACUUCCGAUAAAAGCACAUGAAGUUGAAGUGCAUGAAUUCCCCAUUAAGCGCCUCAACAUAUUAGAUCCUCUGAACGAAAAGAAUAACCUCGGGCGUAGUGUUAGUAAAGGAAAUUUCCACCGGAUAAUGUGUGCUCUUUCCCAUGGAGCUCAAAAGCUUGGAGAAAUACUUUUGCUGCCAGGAGCAAGCAUGGGUGAGGAACUCGAGAAGUUCUUUGAGAACACUUUGGAUAGAAAUGGAAGGGGAGAAAGGCCAGAUGCCUUAGUUCCUGUGCAUGCAUUUGGUACUGGAAAAUGUGAACCUUCUGAUCUCACUGGAGACUAUGACAGUUACUAUGGUGGUCUACACUACACGCAGUUGUAUCAUGAGUAUGCUUUGGCUGCCUCUGUGCAGCCCGGUCUAUUCUAUUCUUACGUAUGGGAUCAAAGCACCCUGACUUGGACAUUGCAGCUCAACGGGAAUGGAUUUUUUCAAGGGGGUACGGAUGGAUACUACCCAAUGGUUCCAUUCUAUCAUCCUUAUCCUUCGCAAUUAUCGGCUACUGGUUUUGAUAUUGCGGGAAUGGGGAGAUCAAGAGGAACAGGAACAUUCAUUCCUGAAUUGACACAUGAGCUCUACAAAGAUUUCUACAAAGAUGUCGACAAAGAUGUCAACAAGAAGGUGAAGAAAAAGAAUCCAGAGCCUACAAGACGUGGUUUAUGGAUAAAAUCAGCUCAUAAGAUUGACCAGGUUGACAGCCCCACAGUCACAGGAAAGGAUCAGGAGAUUCAGGACAAAAAAAGCAGCCCCCCUGAUCUUUCACUUGAACAAUUCCCAGUUCUUCAAGUCACCACAAGGUCCAAUCCACCGGCAAUCUCUGAGUCUGCGGAGCUCUCCGCGAAGACCAUGCAGCUCAAACAGUCUACUACCACUUUUGGAACUAUCAAGUUUCCGACUUUCAAGCGCACACCGUCUCCAUUAGGAUUGCCUUCCCAAUUACCUAGCGAGCAGGCAGAUCCAGCUACUUCAUAUCCUACGGAUUCUACGUUGUACUCCGCCGCACUGGGAGUGCAGAAAAAAGAAGAAUUAUCGGUGACUGUUGAAAAAAGGAUUUCUGGACAGCUUUAUGAACUCGAAGAUGGCAAGGAUUUCCCACCCCUGGCAUUUUGAUUUCAGAUCAAAGAAAGGAACUUUUCUGAAGCAAGCAUCAGAGGAUAAGUUUGAAGCCCAUACAUAUGUCGCAUGGCAGUAACUAUUUGUCCACAUAAUUUUAUUGUUUCUCGUGUUUUCUUCUGGUUGAAGUUUGGAACUAAAGAACCUUUUAUUUUUUUAUUUUUUUUGGUCAGGCCGAAUUUUGUUGUCUCUUGUUUUCUUCCGGGAUGAACUUUUUUUUUUUCCCCCUGCAAAAGGGAAUAACUGAAUUUUCAGAGAACUGUUAUUUUGACAUUGUCAUUUUGACAGUUUUUGUUUUAUCUUGUUAGCGUUUAUUAUGGACACAUGAAUUUUUGUUACCCCCUU